GUUUAUUUUUAAUCCUGUCAUGGUAAGACUAACUAGGUGAAUAAAGCCUUCUUUUCCGUGUUGUAACAAAUCCAUCCAAGCAGACCCGGGGCAGAGGCAGGCCCUGUAGAGCAAUCACGCGGGACGCCAGGAGACGUGGUGACCUCUCUCCUGGCUUACCUGCUGCUGCUCGAGGGAGGCAUGUUCUCUCCGUCCCCACCACCCUCCGGGCUGUUGGAGAGGGUCUUCCAGUUCAUUGAUCUCCACCAGAAUGAGUUUGUACAGAUACUUAAGGAGUGGGUGGCCGUAGAGAGUGACUCCGUUCAGCCCGUGCCCCACCUCAGGCAAGAGCUCUUCCGAAUGAUGGCCCUGGCUGCAGACAAGCUUCGGUGCCUGGGUGCCAGCGUGGACUCCGUGGACACGGGCUUUCAGCAGCUGCCUGAUGGUCAGACUCUCCCGAUACCUCCCAUCAUCCUGGCCGAACUGGGAAAUGACCCAAAAAAGCCCACCGUGUGCUUCUAUGGCCACUUGGACGUGCAGCCUGCUAGACAGGAAGAUGGGUGGCUCACAGACCCUUACACGCUGACGGAAGUGGAUGGAAAACUUUAUGGUCGUGGAGCAACAGACAACAAGGGCCCCGUUUUAGCGUGGAUUAAUGCUGUGAGUGCCUUCAGAGCCCUGGAAGAAGAUCUCCCCGUGAAUAUCAAAUUCAUCAUCGAAGGCAUGGAAGAAGCCGGUUCUGUUGCCCUGGAGGAACUGGUCAGAAAAGAAAAGGACCGGUUCUUUUCCAGUGUAGACUACGUCGUCAUUUCAGAUAACCUGUGGAUCAACCAGGGGAAGCCGGCCCUCACCUACGGCACGAGAGGGAACAGCUACUUCAGGGUGGAGGUGAAAUGCCGAGAUCAAGAUUUUCAUUCAGGAACCUUUGGUGGCAUCCUCCAUGAGCCAAUGGCUGAUUUGGUUGCACUUCUUGGCAGCCUGGUGGACUCAUCUGGUCAUAUUCUGAUCCCUGGAAUCUAUGACCAAGUGGCUCCUCUUACGGAAGAAGAGAGAAAAAUGUACAAAGCCAUUGAUCUGGACCUGGAGGAAUACCGGCAUAGCAGCCACGUUAAGAAAUUUCUGUUUGACACCAAGGAGGAAAUUCUAAUGCACCUAUGGAGGUACCCAUCGCUGUCAAUCCACGGGAUUGAGGGUGCAUCUGAUGAGCCUGGAGCUAAAACCGUCAUCCCUGGCCGAGUUAUCGGAAAAUUUUCAAUCCGUCUGGUCCCUCACAUGAAUACGUCUGUGGUGGAACAACAGGUGAAGCAGCAUCUUGAACAUAUAUUCUCCAAAAGAAAUAGUUCCAACCAGAUGACUGUUUCUAUGACACUGGGACUACAGCCGUGGAUGGCAAAUAUUAAAGAUAAUCAGUAUGUUGCGGCCAAAAGAGCCAUCGAAACAGUAUUUGGAACAGAGCCAGACAUGACCCGGGAUGGCUCAACCAUACCGAUUGCCAGAAUAUUCCAGGAUAUCAUCCAAAAGAGUGUGAUGAUGCUCCCGCUGGGUGCUGUUGAUGAUGGGGAACACUCUCAGAAUGAGAAAAUCAACAGGUGGAACUACAUAGAAGGAUCCAAGUUAUUUGCUGCCUUUUUCCUAGAGAUGGCUAAGCUUCAUUUGUAAUGACAGGAACCUUCCAGUUUAGAGCUGACCUACUGACAGAUACCCUCUCCUGCAGCCCUGCAUAGGGGUAGAAUCUAAAUAUCCAGAGAAUUUCCAUCCAGGAAAUAAUGUCUUCCCUCCCAUUUAAAAUAUCUUCCGACAUUUGGGCCAGUAAUAAAACAUUUUUAAAGGCACAGAUAUUGGAAAUGGUGUACCGUCCCAGUGGCACACCUUUCUGAAGUCACAGCUACCUGCAACAUCUCCCUAAGGCCAGCUGUAGGAGCCCCGGGAGUAGACUCACUCUUUCCUUGGAGCACAAGGACAGUUCUUGCACUAGACUCUCCCUGGCACUUUGACGGGCCUCAUCACUCCAGUGUGCUUUUAGGUUCUGGCGGUGCUCAUGACAUACUCAUUCCAUGUUUCUAUCACCCUUUCCUUUGCCACACAUUCCUUUUGUUAGUAAAACUGUUGGUCCCACCACUGGCGACCAUGAUUUCCCUGUGGGUUCAUUUGUAGAGGAGUAACUAAAGUGUGAUGCCCUCUUAACCUUUUGCUUCUCCUUCGUUUAUUUUGCUUUGCUUCUUGGAAAGUUCUGAAACAGGAAUGGUCAGUAGUUGUAUCCUUAUGCCAUUUGGGAUUCCCUUUGUGAAGAUGAGUACUUUUUCUAUUUCAAGGCUCUUUACCUUUUCUAGGAUUCAUGCCAACCAACCACCUCUCCUGCACCCUCUUCUUUCUUCCUACCCCAUUCCCCCAGACAUCCGUGCACACGUAAAGUCAUCACAGGAGAAUCAAUCCUGAUAGAAUUUCCCUCCCCCCGCUGGAAUUUUACUCAGUGACUACAUCUAAAUUGCUCAAAGCUUUUAAUAGCAUCGGUUUUAGAUAGAGAAUGAAUCUAAUCAGCCCUGACAUCAGUAACACAUUCUAAAUUUAAAGCCAUCAGCUAAUGCUGCAUUUAGUAAUCAUUUUAGUUAACCGUCUUGUUUGCCUUGAUUGCAUUUGAUGGUGUAAACAAGCAAACAAAAAGAAUGUAAUUUUUCUACAGUUGAGUGUAUAUAAACAAAUCAAUUCAAUCUUUAUAAAUUCAUUACUUAAAUGACAUUAAUGGAGAAGAAUUUAAGAGUUUAUUAAGAAUGUUUCUCCUAGGAUUCGAAAUAAAAUCAAAGCAUAAUACA
Acinonyx jubatus (cheetah) is the source of this 2789-nucleotide messenger RNA. It is a transcript of the gene CNDP1, whose product is annotated as carnosine dipeptidase 1. The transcript is spliced from 12 exons. Gene Ontology annotation, cellular component: cytosol. NCBI's taxonomy places the organism in Eukaryota, Metazoa, Chordata, Mammalia, Carnivora, Felidae. The record is from RefSeq and is a predicted model, not a curated record. The coding region runs from base 181 to 1638 and encodes 485 amino acids. Gene Ontology annotation, biological process: proteolysis. Gene Ontology annotation, molecular function: metallodipeptidase activity.